AUGCGAAGUGGAGACAUUUCUGAGCAAGUCAAGACACUGCCGAACGUGGAAAUGGAUUCGGCAGAUGGGAUUGGUCACUUGUUCGGCGACGCUCCGACGAAGAAGGCCAUUCACGUGUUGGUGGUGGUAGACCGGGAGAAAUUCGAAAGCCGGGAACCUGAGACAGCACUGCAUCUUGAUCGCAAAAGACGGUGGGACAAGUUGAAUGAGGUUUCGACAAGAACAAAAAAAAGAAGUUUUUUGGCUCCAUGGGUUUGGGAGAUCAACAAUAUCAUGCCUGCUGCUAGCCAAUCUUAUUCGAAGCUUUUGGAUACGUCGGGAUUGGUCAAGAAGCAAACUUCAUUGUGCCCUAGCUUGCAAGUGUCUGUGCGCUGUUCAAUGGAGAUGUUCAGAUCCCAACCGAAGAAACAGUUGAGGCGAAGCGUGUCCUCGGAGAUGGAGACUUUGAUUUGUGCUUCAGCGCCGGACAAACGUGUUUGGCAAAGCGAGAUGAUUACAGCAGGGCCUUGCUCAAGCACUCGCGGAUGUUUAGAGGUUGACGAAAGUGUACAGCAUUGCCACGAACUUUGUGAAAUCGUAUUUUUCGAGAAGUCUGGACGAGAAACUCGAGCUAACGUGUACGUACGUACACGGGAUUCAGUGAAGCUUAUCGCUGGGAUAAUGUACUCUAUGCUGUCUAAUGACUACUAG
Messenger RNA from Plasmopara halstedii, 690 nucleotides. RefSeq names its product CRN-like protein. The transcript is spliced from 2 exons. Lineage: Eukaryota; Oomycota; Peronosporomycetes; Peronosporales; Peronosporaceae. The coding region runs from base 1 to 690 and encodes 229 amino acids. The record is from RefSeq and is a predicted model, not a curated record.